CGAUAUUGAUAACGAAUAGUUCAAAGUCGAGGAAGGUGGUUUAAAAAGAGAAACAACGGUGUACAAGCCAGUUUCUUUAUUUUUACAUUGUUUUGAUUAGUUAACUUCUUCAUCAACAUGGUGUCAGGAAUCGUUGCUGGCAGAUUAGCUAUUGUGACAGGUGCUGGGUCAGGAAUUGGACGUGCCACAUGCCAGGUUCUGUCCCGGGAGGGAGCCACAGUCAUAGCGGCUGACAAGAAUUAUGCGGCGGCUGAGCAGACUAUAAAAAGCCAUGCUGCCCUCGCUAGUGGGUUUAAUGAUGCAGGCGACCACUCUGCGCUCGAGCUAGACGUGUCAGACUCCAAAUCGGUUAAACACGCGGUACAGAAGACACUGGGACAAUACAAGGCUCCACCCACUAUAGUGGUCAACUGCGCUGGUAUCACACGAGAUAAUUGGCUGCUUAAACUGUCUGAGGAGGACUAUAGCCGGGUGCAGGAUGUCAACCUUAAGGGUACGUUUCUCGUGAUGCAAGCGUUUGCGCAGGCGAUGGCUGAUAAGGGCCAGCCGGGGUCCAUCGUAAACAUAUCCAGCAUUGUCGCAAAGUAUGGCAACAUUGGUCAAACUAACUACGCGAGUAGUAAGGCGGGUGUGAUCGCUAUGACUCAGUCGGCAGCGAAAGAAUUAGGAAAAUUCAAUAUUAGAGUGAACGCAGUCCUUCCCGGUUUCACGGAGACUCCGAUUGUGGAGACGGUCCCCGAAAAAGUGAUGCAUCAAAUGAUAAAGAUGAUACCUUUGGGCAGAAUGGGCCAGCCUUCUGAAAUAGCAGAGGUGAUAACAUUCCUGAGUUCUGACAAAAGCUCCUUCGUCACCGGGGCCGCCGUCGACGUCACUGGGGGGUUCUAACCUUCCAGCAGUUAAGUCGCAUGGCACACUGCAUCCGAUUCGCACGUCGCUCCGAUGUUUGAGCGAGACAACGCCAUGCGUAUUAUAGCGACAUCCCGCUCGCACCUUGAAGCGACGUACCUACGAAUCGGAUGCAGUGUGUGCCUGCAGGGUGGUAUUCCACUUGUCCAAUGUGUAUUAUGUCUCACAUUUUGCUUAAUGAGAGAGUGAGACGCAAUGACAUUGGACCAAUAUAUUGGACAGAUGGAAUACCACCCUUAUAGGUGCGUCCGUUAAUAAUUUCUGGCUUAUGGCCUUAUUUAUAAACGCUUGUCAUAUAUGAAAUGGUACAUUUACCAACUUACCUUUUAUAACUGGUGCUGUCAUCUGUAAAUAUUAAAUAUAUACAUAUUUUUAUUCUACUUUUCUACUUGUAUGAGUCUUUAAUUCUGAGUUGUUUUAAACACCCUAAAAUAAGAACAUAUUUUGUAACAUGGUGUUACUGUACCGCCCUAGGGCGAGAUUAAGGACAAUACGUACCUAUGUCAAAAAUUUAAAGGGCCAUAAUAUGUACUGGGUAAAUCCACGGUGACUCACGUUACUUUGUAGUCACUAUUCCUAACAAUCUUGUCGUAUAUUUGAGAUCAAGGGCUUUCUACAUCGAAAACUUGAUAAUGAUAUCACAGAGUACAUUACUGCGAAUCAUUUAUCGAAGUACUUUUUCUCCGACAAAUUAUAAAAAUUGGAGAAAAGUGGAAAAUAACUCCGUGACUCACGUCACAAGAAAUGGACACGGAGUUUUACGCCUUUUGUGUUUAUUGAUUUCCCUUUGAUUACUGAAUGAAUUAGUUUUAACAAAAUAACAAAACAAUGACAUAAAUAAUCAAGCUUCUUUAAUAGUUAACCAAAUGAAAUCAAAGAUACACACUUAUUUAAAUAAAAUAUAAAACCUUACGAACUCACGUUAUAGUCUGUUCGAGAUCCUGAAAACGGUGAAAAAUAAAGAUAAUACUCCUAAAAAUACGUGUGAUACCUCAUUAGAUUCGUCAUGAUGCGUAGAAAAAUGUAUUCGAAGCGUGUAUUAGCACACAAAAAAUAUCAAAAGUUAGAAACAAAAAAGAGGGGGAAAAAGUAGUUAUGUUUUAUUUUCCCAAUAUCUCAAAAAAACAAUCAAUGUUUAAGAAACCAAAAUUGAUAUUAUAAAAGAAGAGGAUAUUUCGAAUAAAACACUCCAUACUUGCAGAACUGUAUCUCCAUUAUUUAUACUUUUUAUUCAACACUGAACACAGCCCUCCGCGCCUCAUUUUCGGGAAAUGCGCGUGGCGUGAAAAAGCGAUUACGUAACAUUAAAUAUAAUUUUAAAGGUAUUAAAUAUUCAUUGAAAAAUUUAAAAAAAAUAUGGUGUAUUUAGAACAUGUCAACAAAUGUAAUAGUUGUAGAAAUUUAUCUUAAAGUUAUUUUUUCAACAAGUUAGGCAAUUGUUAAUGAACAAAAUUUACUCGAAAUUCCUUCUUCAUUGAGAACGAAAAAAAAAUAGUAUAAAUAACUAUUGUAAAAUUUCGUCCCUUUCUAGAGCCUUUCUCAU
Molecule: messenger RNA, 2449 nt
Organism: Cydia splendana
Lineage: Eukaryota; Metazoa; Arthropoda; Insecta; Lepidoptera; Tortricidae
Product: estradiol 17-beta-dehydrogenase 8
Exons: 7
Coding region: 118-885 (255 amino acids)
Molecular function (GO): oxidoreductase activity
Source: RefSeq, a predicted model, not a curated record